Messenger RNA from Trichophyton rubrum CBS 118892, 447 nucleotides. RefSeq lists its product as uncharacterized. NCBI's taxonomy places the organism in Eukaryota, Fungi, Ascomycota, Eurotiomycetes, Onygenales, Arthrodermataceae. The coding region runs from base 1 to 447 and encodes 148 amino acids. The transcript has a single exon. The record is from RefSeq and is a predicted model, not a curated record.
AUGGGCCAGAGACACAAUCGGCGCCGGACAAGGCCUCGCUCUCGACGACGGAUGAACAACAACAACAUAAACAGCUCUGCCUCGCGGCUUCAGCCGGCCGUACCUCCGCUGCCAGAGGUAUACAGCUCUUCAUGCUUUGCUGCUUCCUCGAUCCCUCCACCUCCUGGAUUGCUCCCCAGUGCUCGAAACCACUGCCAUGACCGUGUGCCCUCGGCCCAACUCUGGCAUAAUCGGUACAUGGCAUGGCAUGGUCGAGGCUCUGGGGCAUCCUCUCCCACCUCGCAGCAGCAGCAGCAGCAGCACCAGCACCAGCACCAGCAAGGUCAAGAAGCGAGUGACAAGCUAGAGGCAGAGCAGUGCCGACUGUUUGGCGGCGAGCCCGGAGACGACGUGGCGCUUUGUUUUCGCAUGCUGGAGUUUUUUGGCGGUCUUGACUUUAUCGAGUGA